This is a messenger RNA of Panonychus citri (citrus red mite), 1310 nucleotides long. RefSeq names its product translation initiation factor eIF-2B subunit beta-like (gene eIF2Bbeta). The record is from RefSeq and is a predicted model, not a curated record. Gene Ontology annotation, biological process: translational initiation. The transcript has 2 exons. Bases 156 to 1259 code for a protein of 367 amino acids. Gene Ontology annotation, cellular component: eukaryotic translation initiation factor 2B complex. Lineage: Eukaryota; Metazoa; Arthropoda; Arachnida; Trombidiformes; Tetranychidae. Gene Ontology annotation, molecular function: guanyl-nucleotide exchange factor activity; translation initiation factor activity.
UUCGUCGGAUCGGAUACUCGGAAUAUCCAAUGAAUUUAAAGUAUAUCUUUUUCGGUUUGUUUACUUCACUUUUCUUAUUAACUAUUCUAUUCUUGUUUUACCUUUUGUCAAUUAAACCGAACAAUUAAGAAGGUUUGGAUUUCUUAUUGUUGGUGAUGGAGAAAAAAAGUGAAAUGGAACAAUUAACAGAGGAUCAAAUUUCGGUUAUUCGGGAAAUUACUCAAGUUGAUAAAUUGGUUGAAGAUUUAAAAUUAGGUAAAGUUAAUGGUUGUUAUCUUAAAGCCUUUCGAACCAUGGAUUUAAUUCAAAAAGGUGUACAAGGAUGUUCAUGGAAAUCAGCUCAAGAUUUGAUCGCUAUUUUCACUUGUCUGGGUGAUUUACUUUCUAAAGCUGAUCCGGUUGAACGUGUACCAACUAAUAUGAUAUUGAGAAUUUUAAAAGGAAUAAGAGACGAAUAUGUUACAGCUUCGGGUAAAAAGCCUGGAUCAAAGUCGACCAAUUUUGAUACGGAAGAAUCUCUAACCAAAAUGAUGAUCAGUGAUGAUGCGGUUAUCCAUGAUUAUACCCAACCAUUAACCGAUCUAAAGGAAAACAUAUUAGACUAUCUAAAUGAAUUAGAUAGUGAAUUGGAAACUUCCAUUGAAAAUAUCGCCGCUAAAUCAAGUGAACAAAUCACCUCUGGUCAGGUAAUAUUGACCACAGGUAAAUCUAAAUCAGUUGAAGCUUUCCUCAAGUACGCAGCUAAAACGAUGACAUUUCAAGUAAUCGUAGCUGAAUCUGAACCUUCAGGUAAUGGAACUGAAUUAGCUAAUAAACUGGCUGAAGCUGGUAUAUCAACUCAACUGAUUCCUGAUUCAGCCAUUUUUGCAAUCAUGCCAAGAGUUAAUAAGGUUAUUAUUGGGACACAUUCGGUGAUGGCUAAUGGAGGCCUUAAGGCGAUCAGUGGUUCCUAUGCUUUGGCUUAUGCGGCUAAAAAUCAUUCGGUACCAUUAACUGUUUGUACACCGAUAUUUAAGAUUACACCUAAUUAUUUAAUCUCUCAUGAUCAGGUUGCUUUCAAUAAAUUUGUUUCACCUCAUCAAGUGUUACAAUUUAACGAGGCUCCUUAUGCCACCGAAACUGAGGUCGUUAAUCCAGUUUUUGAUUAUGUUCCCCCUGAAUUAGUUAAUGGAUUUGUAACUAAUUGGGGUUUUUAUACACCUUCAUAUGUUUACAGACUAUUAAGUGAAUUGUAUCAUAGGAAAGACUAUUUAUCUUGAAAGUGAUUGAGAAGUGGAUAAUGAUGAAAAUAAAUUUGAUUUUUUGUUGGA